Messenger RNA from Fusarium venenatum, 825 nucleotides. The record is from RefSeq and is a predicted model, not a curated record. NCBI's taxonomy places the organism in Eukaryota, Fungi, Ascomycota, Sordariomycetes, Hypocreales, Nectriaceae.
AUGGCUCCCGUAUCGGCGGAUGAGCGCAACUCGCGCACUAUUUCCACAGCAGCCUGCUUGAUCAUUGGAGAUGAGGUCCUAGGCGGAAAGACGGUUGAUACCAACUCUGCCUACCUUGCCAAAUGGUGCUUUAACCUCGGAAUUAGUCUUAAACGAAUCGAGGUCAUUGCGGAUGAUGAAACCUUCAACCUACCUCUCAAGCUUCACCAGGAGACCUUUGAGAAGAUGAAGCUUCUUUCAAAGCCUCACCCCAACCAACCCAAGUUCGAUUGGGAAGUUGAUUCACCCGCCAGAAGAGCCAAGCUUCGCAUGGCAGAACUGCCAACGGACGAAUCCCGGGAUCUCAAGAAGCAGGCCCUCUUUCCUCAGGAAGACCUCUGGGUUCCCGUGUCAGUUGUAAAUGGAAACAUCCAUAUUCUUCCAGGCGUCCCCAGACUUUUCCAGAGACUUCUCGAAGGACUGAAGCCUCACAUUUUACCCCGACUUACUGAUCCCGAGGGUAAAGGCACGCACAGAGUUCUGUUCUCUACUCCAAUCCCUGAGAGUGGUGUUGCCGAAUUCCUCACGACUCUGGCGGCCAAAAUUGAGCCCAAGGGUGUCAAGGUGGGAAGUUACCCUCGCUGGGGCAAAGAGAACAACACAGUAACUCUUGUUGGAAGGGACUUGGACUAUCUCGAGAGUCUCGUCGAGGAAGUGGAAGCUGGUAUCCAGGGUGUGCGAGUCACCGCCGAAAGUGACACGGAAGAAGACCCAAAACAGAUCAAGAAGCAGGCAACCGAAGAUGCGGACAAGGAUACAGCAAAGCAAGUUACUCAGAAACCUUGA